Molecule: messenger RNA, 531 nt
Organism: Aspergillus tubingensis
Lineage: Eukaryota; Fungi; Ascomycota; Eurotiomycetes; Eurotiales; Aspergillaceae
Exons: 3
Coding region: 1-531 (176 amino acids)
Source: RefSeq, a predicted model, not a curated record
AUGGACGUAUUCUACGCCUACACCUACUCAACAGCGGGCUGGCUCUCCCUCCAGAGCGUCGCCCUAAUCGCCGUUCCCGAAAUGAUGACCACAAUGCUGGAACAAGAAAGCAGACAGCCAUCCUCAAUUGAAACCUACCUCUCUCGCUGCCUGGGCAUGAGCCUCCUCACAAUCGCCAUCCUAACUGUCAUGCUGACCGGCUCCAUCCCCCUCACGGCGUCCAUAACCGACCCCGUCACAACCGAUGACUCUGAUCCCAAGGCGCCCUACGCGGUGCCGACGAUGCAAGUGACCACCAUCUUCCACUUCAUUUCGGCCGGGUAUGCGUACGCCUGGUUCGCGGAUAAGGGCCAAUUGGCGUUUGGGGUCGGGAUGGUGGUGUCCGGGGCGCUUGCUUCGUUGGGUAUCUGGUGUGCGCUUUUUGCCAGCAGUAAUGGGAAGAUUAGUCGGAAGACUGGGGCGGAUAAGAGGACCACGGGGUUUCCCUUCAAGAAUAGGGAGGCGGAGAAGAAGCAUGGGAAGGGGUUGUAA